Messenger RNA from Pomacea canaliculata, 7132 nucleotides. RefSeq names its product zinc finger protein 91-like. Lineage: Eukaryota; Metazoa; Mollusca; Gastropoda; Architaenioglossa; Ampullariidae. The transcript has 6 exons. The record is from RefSeq and is a predicted model, not a curated record. The coding region runs from base 362 to 4027 and encodes 1221 amino acids.
GCGACUACCUCAAAAUAAGUCGCACCUUGACGUCUGCCAUCGGUGUCCAUAAUCAACUUCUUGGUUGCAACAUUGCACCUUGCUGGAGUUUGUCAUAGAUACUGCGCCAUGUAUUUGAAAUAUAUGAAUGAGCGUGAACCAUGCUACACUACUUCAUCUUUCUAGGAGAAACAGUUUCAAGGGUCUUCUGGAGUCUAAAGAAAAAUGCUGAAUCACAGAACAUGCGUUUACAAGAGGCUUACAAGAAUAUGGAGUGAUAGCCAGUGACCAAGACAAAGUGGUAAAGCAAAAAAUCACAACAGCAGUUCUCAUAAAAUCAUUUGGGUGUACUCUUUUUAUCUCUGUGAACCUUUGUUGUAAGAUGGACCUGGAUAACGAUGACCAGGCAGCUGCUAAUGAGCAUGUGUUGCAGAAAACAGAUGAAGAAAGUUCCGUUUUUGCUAAGACCAAAGUCAGUUCAGAAAAUAAUCACCUGUGUGAUUUUCAGCACAUGAAAAAUUGUGCUGAUGAGAGAUGUGAAAGAGUGGAAUAUGAGCCAAUUGGUGGCUGGAGUAGUGUUUCAUUUCUGGAAGAAGUGCGGGUGACUGGGACACAUGCCUCAGACAGAUUAUGUUUGUCAGAAAUUAAAGAAUCAGAUUUACGAAAUAUGAAAGACAGCAGACAAUCACAGGGAGAUAAUAAAAGUGAAAAUGAGGCACUGAUAGAUGAGAUGUUUGAGGUGCCUCCCAAAAUUGUUGGAAUGCACAAAACACCCAUCUUUACCAUGAAAUAUAUGAAAGAAGAAGUUGCAGCUGGGUAUGAGGGAGAAGGGACUCUGGUGAAAAAUAACACCUUUAGCUUGGAAAACUUCGACGAAUUCUCUGCUGCAGUUGAUCAGAAUGGUGAGACUGAUACAGAACAGACUCUUAAGUGCAAAAAGAGGAAAGAUUUCCCUUUGGAGUUGCAGUCUCCUUCUCAAGCAGUGUUUCCUAUACCAUAUACCAGCCUGUAUGAAAAACCCUUAGAUGAAAAUCUGCAGACAUCAUAUUCACAGCCCUUGUCUGAUGGCAAUUUUGUUGCAGUUCCAAAUUCCCUUUCCCACUGCUGUGAGUUCUGUGGGAAAGUGUAUGCCUCCCAUCAUCAGCUGAAGAGACAUACAAAGAACCACACCAUGGAGAAGGUGCACAAGUGUGACCAGUGCAGCACUGCAUUUUUACGUGCUUGUGACCUGGUGCGUCAUAAACGAAUUCAUAGUGGAGUCAAAGAAGUGAAGUGUCCAGACUGCUCAGCACAGUUUGCUCAAGCGAGCGAUCUCAACAGACAUAGAAUGGUCCACACUGGUGAGAGGCCUUUUAAAUGUGAGUUUUGUGAUGCAGCAUUUUCACGGUCAGGCAACUUGAACCAGCACAGGCGAACACACACUGGUGAGAAGCCUUACAAAUGUGAGGACUGUGGUGCUGCAUUUUCACAGGGUGGGCUUUUAACAAGUCACAGACGAAAACACACAGGGGACAUGAAACACAUCUGCUUUGAGUGUGGAGCUGCCUUUACACAGGGUGGAGACCUGACAAAACACAAGCGAAUUCACAGUGGUGAACGGCCAUUCAAGUGUGAAGAAUGUGGUAAGGGUUUUAUGCAGUCUGGACAUCUUAUGCAGCAUCGUCGAACUCAUACAGGAGAAAAACCAUUCAUUUGUAAAGUGUGUGGUGAGGCAUAUAAACAGGCCAGUCAUUUAGCAAAACAUUCUUUGAAACACAGCAAGGAGUAUACCCAAAAGAAAACACGAAGAAUACAACUACUGAGCCAUCAAGUGGUUGAGCACAGGUUUAAGAUAAUGGAGAACCACCAAAGUAUAGAAAUCUCGGAGUCCCAGACAUUGCAUUUGAAGGCUGAACUUGAGGCCAUGAAAGCCGAGCGCAGAGCUUUCGAAGAGGAAAAGGAAAGAAUAAAACAGGAGAAAGAAGCUCUGGAGGCAGAGAAAGAGAAGAUGCGGGCAGAGAAGGAAGCAAUGAUUGCAGAAAAAGCAGCUCUUAGAGCAGUGCAGGAAGCAGUGGAUGCUGUUAAGAAGAUUCUAAAAAAGAAGGAUGCCAAGCGGGUAGAGCUAGCUUUAACAGAGGCCAAAAUCUUGAAUGGUCCAAAGGUGGCUCUAAAAUCUAAGCCAAAGACGGCUGUUAAAAGAGUGACACGAAAUUUGCGAGCUAAAACAUGCAAAACUUUCAAGAGCAGCAAUGAAAAAAAUCAAUUGGAAGAGAAAACAAAAGAGGAAAUAAAACAUCCUUUAUCUAGCAGUGAAGAUGAGCUAAACGACUUGACAGUCAGUUUUGUGGAGUCUCUUACACCAGCAGCAGCAGAUACAGAGAACACAUCACACUCUACACCUGAGUUGAAAGCAGCAACUGCUGAAGAACCCUUGAACUCUGUGACUACAGGCCUUCAGCCCAAACGACCACUUGUAUGUGACACUUGCCAGAAAGAAUUCUAUUUUCCAUCACAGUAUGCCGUUCACAUGAAAACUCAUACAGGUCACAGAUCCUACACUUGUCAAGAAUGUGGAGCAUCAUAUUCCCGAGCAGGCAACCUGGUUGUUCACCUACGCAAACACUCAUCUUCUGAUGAAUUUCAGUGUUGCAAGGAGUGUGGACUAACUUUUCCUACAUUUCUUGCAUUAAAGAAGCACAUUCACAUUCAGCACAGUCAUGGCAGGCGCACGCGACAGCAUGAGUGCUCAAAGUGCAAAGAGGUGUUUUCUAAGUCUUCCAGUUUGGCCAUUCACAUGGCUGUGCACACAGGUGGUAAACCUUUCAAGUGUACAGACUGUACUGCCACCUUCACAUCCCAGUGCAACCUGAGCAUUCACAGGCUCAAGCAUGUGGGACAAAAGCCAUUUAAGUGUACAGAGUGUGAGGCAGCUUUCACAAGGUCAGCUGAUCUGAGGUCCCAUCUUCGCAAACAUUCCACAGUGAAGCCUUACAAGUGCAUGGUUUGUGAUGCAGCCUUUUGUCGACCUGGGGAUCUUAAACCUCACAUGAGAAUCCACACAGGAGAACGACCCUUUCAGUGUGAAGUGUGUGGUGCGGCUUUCUCAACAUCCUCAAACUUGUCAGUUCAUCGCCGCACCCAUACAGGUGAAAAGCCUUUUCAGUGUGAAAAGUGUGGUGCAGCCUUUUCACAGCUUGGCCAUUUGACACGUCACAAACAGCAGCACGCAUCUGAGCAGCACUUCAAAUGCAGUGUGUGUGGCUCUGCAUUUGGCAACGCAUACCACCUGAAAGUUCACAUGCAGCGUCACAACAGUGAAAACACUUUCCGCUGCAAGUGUGGUGCAGCCUUUUCCCGUGCUAGCAUCUUGACGGAGCAUAUGAGAAUUCACACAGGAGAAAAACCAUACAAAUGCUCGGAGUGCCCAGCAGCCUUUGCAAGGUCAGCAAACCUUGCUGCUCACAAACGAAAACACACAGGAGAACGACCCUACAAAUGCAAACAUUGUGGCUCAGCAUUCACCCAGUCAACUUCAUUAAAUCGACACUUGCAAUCCAAACAUGCUUGUCCUGGUCUUCGCGAUGGCAGAGUGCAACAUGAAACUGAACAAAUAGAAGAAAAAAGCAAUGAUAUAGACACCACAGAUGAAAGUGCUACGUCUAGCAGGGAUGAAAAUGGCAUGAGCUGUCCUCAGAACUUUGAUAAUACAAAUGAUGCUGGGGUUUCCACUGAAAGUAAUGAGCACAUGGCUGUAAGAGAGAACAACAUGCCAGAUUCUAUAAGAGAUGGUAUUAUGCUGGAUUCCACCAGGGAAGAACUAAGCAGUAUUCCCAGACCUGAUACUGAUGCAUCUGGUAUGUGUAUUUUGGGACUUGGUGCUGCCAGCACUAAUACUGUCUUGAGAAAUCCAUUAAGUACUUCAUUAAACUAUCAUCCAGGUGAGAGGGGAGGGAACCCCAUAGCGGAUGCACUAACAGCUAUUAGCAAUCUUAGCAGCAUUGGCGUAGGUAGCUAUUUUCAUCCCCAGCUGACCUCAUCGCAGUCCAUGCAACACAGGCAAGUUGACUGACUUUGACCAUAGUGAUGUAUAUUUUGGUGAGCAAUCUUAGGACAAAUUGCAUAGAUGGAUCCAAGAAAAAUAUUAAUUUUUCAGACAAAAUUUUCUAUGAGCUCUCAGAUUUUUCUCGUGCACUUGUUGAAAAUGCUUAAGUUACAUUAAGAAGAACAAUCAAAAUGCAUGUUUUAUGCCAGUGCCUUGGAAAGCACCAUAUCACUCAAAGCAAGAUAAAUUGGUUGGAUAGAGCUAGUAAAUCCAUGCCUUUGAGAAAACAAAAAGCUGCCUUGCCAUAUUACACACAGGUUAUCAGUUUUCACCAAAACAGCCGAGAAAAUUGACUGUGACACAGUGUCAUCACCAUAUUAUGCACUUGUAUUUGGAUUAUAAAUUUCUCAUAGAGCUGCUGUGGAUAUAGGUGUUGUAGUCUGAGGGAAGUUGUCCACAUAACAGUUUGGUCACCGUGGAGAAUAUCGUCUCUUCAUUUAAAAAUUAUUUUAUAGCGGAACAAGAUAUAAAGAUUCAGCAUUUUAUAAUCUUCAUCCUCCUGGUAUUUAACUGAGCAGAACAAUUAAUGAAGAUUUAAGUUUCAGAAUGAACAAUUGUGGAAUACAAGCUAAAUUAUAAAUUCAUAUGAUAAUUGGCAUUUAUAAAUUUUAUUAUGCACAUCUGCCAAAAUGCUUGUGGAUAUGUUGACAUUGUAGUUUUGUUUUACACUGGCCUAAUAGUUUGCUGGAAAAUUUAAAGAAUUUUCAGUAGCAUAUUUUCUGAAUAUUUAUUUUUAAUAACUGAAUUCUUAUGACCAUAUACAUUUUGUUUGCAUGUGUACAUGCACAUGCAUAGUUUUGUGAUUCAGUGUUGUUUUCUUAUCUCACAUAAGAGUGCACAGUGGUUAAGGGUUUGUUACAAAUACAGUGGUGGACAGGUAUCCAAAGCUAAAUUAUUGACUUGUGCAUGCUGUUAGUUCUCUGCAUGUGGUACCUGUUUGCAGAUUUAGUUAACGGCUCACAUAAAAGAUUAAAAAUCCUCUCCUCCAUGCACACGUAAUUUAAAGCAUUUGGAUAAAUGGUACUAAGAAAACAUACCAUAAAUCCUGAAAAAAAUAUGGCACCAUCAAGGUUGUCUUUGUAUAUGAUUAUCUGGUCGUCUCAGGGAGACUGUAUUUGUGAUGGACCAAAACAACUCUUAACUGGCAUGCCUCAACUAGUCACAUUCUUUGCAGAGGAUAAGUAGGUCAAGCAGCCAUGUUCUGUGGCUUAGCCGCUGCUAGAUUUGCAUGGAGUAUUUUAUGCUAAUGAGGGUAAAAUGUGCCAAAACAAAACCUAUGAAAAUAACUUGACAAGUAUCAAGGCAGGUAAAUGGAGAUAUUUUAUAAUUUCAUCUUUUUUUCACUAAAUGCAGCUUCUUCAGGAACAGUGCAAAGGAAACUUUGUGUUUGGAGCUGCUGUUGGGAGUUUUCUUGGUUUCAGUAGAUUAAAAGGCAGUCCAUAGUAACAGGUUCACAUUCCUUGUCUCAUGUAUUUGUUACACCCAUGUAUCAUCAUGUAACAGUUUUAAACUUUUUUUCAUCCUAAGAACACAUCUAGAGCAUAUGGUGCCCCUAAUUUUUACAAAAUCUUAAAAAAUGGGAAAAAACUUGAUGACACAAGGGAGAUGGUACUUUUCUAAAGGGUCAUUGCAGCGGUAUUAAGUCAACAAAGGCCAUAUUGGUCAGUUUGCAGGUAAAGUCUCACAUUUUCAAAGCUAGUCAGAUCUACAUAUCCUGCUAUCAUGUGCCAGUCUCCUUGCACUACACUUUAAGAUAAAUGUUUUCUCUUUAGAGACAUACUAAUGAUUUUCCUAGUCCUGCCAAUGCUCUUUUACUUGUGUCGUGUCCUACCGGACCAUCUACACAACUUUUGUACUUGUAAACAAGGAACAGGAUAUGCAUAAAAAAAUGAGAGAAUAUCAUGAAAUUUUCAUUAAGAAAAAAAGAUUUAAAGGUUACAUGUUUGUCUCAGUAAUUCUUUGAGGUUUGCCGGCUUCGAACAUCUAGUCAAAUAUAGCAUUAAUAACCUGUUGACUGACAUUUUCCACAUUUGCUUUUAGUUUGUGUAAAAACUGGAAGGUCAUAUUUGGCUUAAAUAUUGAUUUUACCUUGACACAAUGUAAAGAUAUCAAAAAAUAUCUUUCUCUUCCAUUUAACAUUUAUUUUGAGAAUGCAUUCAAGAAUGCUAGGAUGCACAUGAUGAUGUGGUCAUCUAGAAUAACAUUUCUUCAGGAAACUAAAUAAAUUGGAGAUAAUCAUACUGAUGAUGCACAUUUGAGCUGUCUGUCAAACUCAGUGGAUUAAAUAACUGUUAUCAGCAAUAGGAAUCCUUGGCAGUAAUUAUAUGCUAGGCCUAAACAAGAAGUAUUUUUAACAGAAUAUUGGGUUUCUUCCCUUCCUACUUUCUUUGCUGCCCUUUCAUGGACUUUGGCAGACACGAUAAAUACCAAAUACACGUAUAUAAACUGUCUUGGAGAAUUGCUCACAAUUUCAACAUAAGUGUUGGACCCAGUUUACAGUCUAAUUAUGUGUGGAGUAGUUCAUUUGAAUAGCGUUGGACCUGGAAAACAAUCUUCACCACUUCAGUAUUGGCAUUAAUUUUUUCAUAUGUAUUAUUAUCAUUACGUUUACUUGUAUCUCUGUCCAUGCAACAGAGACCAAAAUACAUUGACAUGGACAGCCAUGCUGUCAAACAGUAGCAGUGAUGGCAUUAUGAAAUCAGUUUCAACAGCCCUGCUUGUCAGCUAUAGCAUAAAUUGUGUAAUUUUAUACACAUUUAUGCCUGAAAUUGCUGUUCAAAAAGUAUGUAAAGCUGUUAAGUCAGCUUCUAACCUAGUCAUCAAUUCAGUGAUUUUUUUCACUUGCCCCAUUAAGCUAUAAUCAGAUGAAAUUGGGCAAGUAAAAGUUGCCUUGUCAUAUGCAUUCACAAGUGACGCGGUCAUGCUGGCUGCUUUCACAAAAAUAAAGAUGCGUUUGCAUGCAAUUGCUACCACUGUGAAACUGCUGAUAGAAUGACAUACCCUUUGCACCUACAAUAUAGAAUGAAUUUUAAAAAAAUUUUCUUGGACAAUAAAACAAUAUUUGUUUAUGUU